CAAUACCAGUAAUAUGAAACUACAAUGUGCAUCUUCAGAGGUAUAGUUCAGAAAUAUCACAUGUCAUGAUCUGCAUUAUGCCUAGAGCUCCUACAGAUGAAGAAGACACUAGAUCAUUGGAAGAAUGAAAUGUGAUGUUUUUAACUUCCUGCUUCCCACUUGUUCAUUUUCCCAUACACUUGUUUUAUUCUUCUUGAUCAUUUUGCCAUUGCAGUAAACAAUGAAAGUCACGGACAAUGGAAGGGUGAAAAACAACGUUUGUUCUGAGCUCUUAAAUCGCAUUACAUUCGACUUUAUGGGCAAACAUUGCUCCUCCCACAAGAAUGACGUACAACCAUUGGCUAUAUAUGGGUAUCAGUAAUCGAGGUAUAAAGGGUAGUCUCCAUAGAGAGAAAUAGAAACGCCUCAAACACUUUGUGCUUUCCUUGUGGGACUGGUAAUCUGGAAAUUAUCCAACGUUAUACUCGAUAUAACCAGUGUGGUCUCCACAAGCCAUGUCUACGAAAGUAAAGAUAAUUUCAGUUUUACUGUGCCUCGCCCUUACUGGCUUUGUCUAUAAGACCGCUAACAGAGAGACGGUUGUCAAGUUCAUACCGUUUUUCUUCCAUGCAAAGUUCACUCCAGACGACAUCUUAUCCCCGGGAAAUGGCAUUUUCUUUUUAGAGACCACAGACCGGAUGGACCCACCCUCCUUAGUGUUAUGUGCAGUUGAGUCGGCAGCCCGUAUUAACCCUGACAAGCCCGUGGCUUUCUUCAUGAAGGGGUUACCUGAUAUAAACUCAGCAGAAGAACACACCCAAGCACUGAACAGUUUCCCGACCCUUGCACCUUAUUACAAUAUCUACCUCUUCCCUCUGCGAAUGGAGACCUUGCUUAGCGAUACACCCCUUCUGCCUUGGUAUCAAAAGGUUAAUCCUGUGAAAGAAGUUCACUGGACCCACGUCAGCUCAGAUGCCUCCAGGUUGGCUCUGAUGUAUAAAUAUGGCGGCCUUUAUAUGGACACUGAUAUUAUAUCAUUACGGCCUGUUCCGGAGAAAAACUUCCUAGUUGCCGAGAGCUCUCAGAUCUCCAGCAAUGGGGUUUUUGGCUUUGACUCUCAUAGAGACUUCACUUGGACAUGCAUGGAAGACUUUGUCAAGAAUUAUAAUGGAGCAAUUUGGGGGCAUCAAGGACCAGCCCUCUUCACUAGAGUCCUUAAGCAAUUUUAUUGUGAUAUUCCUCCGUUCAAGGGCGACGAAGAUCUUAAGUGUGGAAACGUCUCGUUCUUAAACCCUCGACGAUUCUAUCCGAUAGAGUGUCGAUACUGGAUGAAGUUCUUUGAAGUAUGGAAAGCGGACCCACCUUUUAAUGAGUCUUACGCUUUGCAUCUCUUUAAUUACGCUAACCGUGGCGAGCGUAGGGUAAUGGUUCCAGGAAGCAACACGUUGGUGGAACAUCUCUAUAUGCGGAAUUGUCCUGCUACUUAUCAAGCUGUUUUGGAGAAAAGAAGUACCCACCUUACUAACGUGCCAUUAAUCUGAGCAAUAAUCUGAAAUAUACAGCAAGGCUGGCUCUUGUAUGUAAACUGCUGUACUGGUGUGAAGAGGCGUGGAUCUGCAUUUGUGUAUAGAAUGCUCGGGACCUGGGGUUUUCCAGAUAAGGGGUCUUCAUGUAAUUUGGAUCUCCAUAUUUUG
Molecule: messenger RNA, 1673 nt
Organism: Xenopus tropicalis (tropical clawed frog)
Lineage: Eukaryota; Metazoa; Chordata; Amphibia; Anura; Pipidae
Product: alpha-1,4-N-acetylglucosaminyltransferase
Exons: 3
Coding region: 495-1520 (341 amino acids)
Cellular component (GO): membrane
Molecular function (GO): hexosyltransferase activity; UDP-glycosyltransferase activity
Source: RefSeq, a predicted model, not a curated record